Liolophura sinensis is the source of this 711-nucleotide messenger RNA. Its product is annotated as serine hydrolase RBBP9-like. The coding region runs from base 112 to 711 and encodes 199 amino acids. Gene Ontology annotation, molecular function: hydrolase activity. The transcript has 2 exons. The record is from RefSeq and is a predicted model, not a curated record. NCBI's taxonomy places the organism in Eukaryota, Metazoa, Mollusca, Polyplacophora, Chitonida, Chitonidae.
AUUGCACUGUAAACUCAAACAGAUUCAGACAUUAAAUGUUGGCUUCUAACAUGUGACCUGUCUCUCCAUAUAAUGCUUCUCGGCCGGCGCACAUGACAUUAUGACAGUAAAAUGACUAAGUACCGGUGUUCUGCACUAGUCAGCAGGUGGAUCAAGAUGCAGGUGGUGGUUGUACCUGGAAACGGUGGAGGUGACAUUUUCCAAGGAAACUGGUAUGGAUGGAUCUUUCGCAAACUUGGCCAGUUGGGUGUAAACUGUGUCAUGAAGAACAUGCCAGAUCCAGUUAUUGCUCGGGAAUCUGUGUGGAUUCCAUUCAUGCGAGAUGAGUUGAAAUGUGGCGAGGAUACCAUCAUCAUUGGGCAUAGUUCCGGUGCAGAGGCAGCAAUGAGAUACGCAGAGCAAUACACUGUGCAUGGAAUAAUUCUAGUCUCAGCAUGUGUCACUGAUCUCGGCAUUGAGACGGAGAGACAGAGUGGCUAUUAUAGCAGAGGCUGGGACUGGACUGCCAUCAAAAACAAUGUGAAGGUCAUUGUCCAAUUUGGGUCAACAGAUGACCCUUUCAUUCCAUGGUCAGAGCAGGAGGAAGUGGCUAAAGGCCUACAAUCAGAUUUUUACAAAUUUACUGACCGUGGACAUUUUAUGAAUAGCCAGUUUCCAGAACUGCUUGAAGUUGUCAAAUCUUUAAUCCAUGCCGACUUACUAGAUGAAUAA